Lytechinus pictus (painted urchin) is the source of this 3845-nucleotide messenger RNA. Its product is annotated as deleted in malignant brain tumors 1 protein-like. Bases 168 to 2744 code for a protein of 858 amino acids. Lineage: Eukaryota; Metazoa; Echinodermata; Echinoidea; Temnopleuroida; Toxopneustidae. Gene Ontology annotation, cellular component: membrane. The transcript has 9 exons. The record is from RefSeq and is a predicted model, not a curated record.
GUAGUCGGAAAUGCUAAUGUAGGGAAAUGUCAACAGAAAGUAGCCAGUGACAUCGCGGAGACAUCUCCCCCCCCCCCCUCUCUCUAUUCGUGACAUUUAAUGUACUAUAUAUUUCCAUUCGUGAAUCAUCAUUGUAUCGUUCUAGUUUCUGUAUUCGGCCGGCGUAGAUGCUGAAUUUCUUGGAUAUUUUUAUGAUAAGUAUGGAUCUAUUUGCUUCUGUGAAGCUGUUAUCUACCCCAAGACUGGUAGUAUUAUGCAGCCUGUUUUAUUUCAUAACAGUGCAAUCGGAAAAUACGCGAUUGAUGAACGGGGAUUUCCCUUUUGAGGGAAGAGUUGAGGUAUUUUACAACGGUGAAUGGGGGACGGUCUGCGAUGAUCAUUGGGGUAUUGAAGAGGCUGAGGUCGUGUGCAAAGACUUGGACUAUAUCGGGGCGGACCUAGCCCUUGUUUACGCAGCCUUCGGUCCUGGAAGUGGUCCAAUAUGGAUGGACAAUACCUUUUGUUACGGAGGAGAAGAAGAUCUGUUUGAGUGCUCUAGGAGCCAUCAAAUAGGAACACAUGACUGUGCUCAUGCGGAUGAUGCUUCGGUGGUUUGUACAGCAAGAGGUUCUCUCAGGCUUGUCAACGGUACCACGUACUACGCUGGCAUCCUGCAAAUAAUGGGGAAUUCUUCGGGCACCUGGAAUGGUGUCUGCGGGGACACCUGGAGCCCGGAAGCUGGCGAAGUCGCUUGCCGUCAGCUCGGCUUCUCUGGAUACUUGAGCAGUGAUUUGGUUGCCAAGUCAAACAGCUCCAUCUAUCGGCACGACAACGAUACGAGGGCAUUCCUCGGUGGUUUCCGUUGCCAUGGCAAUGAGAGAAGACUUGAAGCGUGCCUUGAUGCAGAGUGGAGCUCUGUGGACACCUGCACUGGAAGUGAGGAUGUUUAUCUGGUGUGCGAUCGGACAGACGUCCGCCUCGUUGACGGAAGUGAACCGCAUGAGGGUCGUGUCGAAGUCUUCUACGGUGCUACCUGGGGAACAGUAUGUGACGAUGACUGGGAUAUUAACGAUGCUAACGUAGUCUGUCGCCAAGUCGGCUACAGCUAUGGAGCCUUUGAAGCACCUCGGAACUCUGAAUUUGGUGCGGCCGAUGGUCCUAUUCUUCUUGAUGACUUACAAUGUUAUGGAUGGGAGCAUAGUCUAUUUAGCUGUGGUCACAGUGGGCUAGCCAACGAUAACUGUAAUCAUCGUACCGAUGCAGGCGCUGUCUGUUUAAGGAAGGAGAAACAAGUUCGACUACUUGGCGGUUUCACGAGUUACGAAGGGGUGGUGCAAGUAUAUGAAGACGGAGUGUGGAAGACGGUUUGUGACGUCGAUAACAACUGGGGUCGUGAGGAGAGGGAAGUGGUGUGUCGUCAGCUCGGUUACGAGGUCGAUGCCGAUUAUCGGACGCCUGUGACAGUCAUUAGCGAGGUGAUCGGCGAGACGUUAACAGCAAACUACUUUUGUUCAGGACAAGAAGAUAGACUUACCCAGGAAUGUACGAGACAUCUUUACGUUGGUGGGAAUGAAUGCAGACCAGAGAAUGUUGCACAAACUCGAUGUAGCAAACCAAAAGACCUCGAAGUCAGACUGAUUAAUGAAGAUUACGCUGGCCAGGGCGUUCUUGAGAUAUUCCACUCGGGGAGCUGGGGGACCGUGAACUCCCUCAGUGCACAGCAAGCCGAGGUAGUCUGUCGUCAGCUUGGCUACGAGGCCGUCAUGGAGAUCUAUGACGAGGGCGAGUUCGGGUUCGGGUUUGGUCUUAUAUUUGGCAUAGAGACGAUCGUGUGUGGUGGGGACGAGGAUGACCUCAGAGAAUGUGUUGGGAAUGUUACGGAGGUCGAAUUUCCCCGUCAUUCAAAGGACAUCGCUCUAAUGUGCAGGCCUCAUGAAUCAAUCGGAACUAUAGCAGCGCGACUUUUUAGCUACGACAACCUACAAUGGAAGGGUCGGCUUGAGGUUUAUGUCGGAUAUGGAAUAUGGGGGUCUGUUUGUUCAUCAGAAGGAUGGGGGCAUUCUGAAGCUCAGGCUGUAUGUAGGCAACUAAACUUUGGCACAGGUAGCCAUGCCAAGGUCCUGGACGCCUCCGAGUUUCCCGAAAGCUACGGAACAAUAGCCUUUAGCACCGUUGACUGUGAUUCGGAAGAUAGUUCGCUGAGGGAGUGCCAAUAUGGCGCAUGGGGUCAAAAGGACUGCGGACACCACCAGGAUGUAGGGAUCGACUGUUAUUAUUAUGAAGUUAACCCAUCAGAGCCUGAUAAUAGCCAAGGUACGAGCAUACCAGUCUGGGAAAUAAUCCUCAUCACACUGAUGGCCAUGUUCAUGCUUCUCAUUCUAUCCGGCUUGGCUAUCUACCAGCAAGGGCGCAGAAAACGCCGCCCUGGUACAUCCCCUAUCCACACAGGCCCGACCGCGUCACGUGAUGACGUUGUACCAGCCAGUUACAACCCGACUUGCGAGUUGACUGAGCCUCCACCAGACUACAGACCCCCUACUCCGCCGCCAGUUGAAUCACCGCCAUCGUACGAAUCGGUUGUGAUUCCCACGAACAAGCGGAACGAAGACCAUACUGCACCUCGAGCCGAUAACGGUACUGACGAUGACCACGACAAUGGCGACGAUCGUCAUUACGUCUCGGGUAUGCCACGUGAAAUAGAAAUCGAUCGACACGGAACAACACCGCGUGUAAUGUAUCAAAGAACUGAUUCAGUGUUUAUUUAAAAAAGGAAUUUAGGAAUUUCAGUACCUACAUAAACAGGUUUUUAGCUCCACUAUGGGUAAUUCAAAACCAAUGUCAGAGAGAGAGUGAUUUUGGCAGCUAGAAUCCAAAUGUGUUCAGUAACAGACAAGUAAAACUGAAACCCAGAUCUGAGCAAGACAUUAGCUACUACUACCGUUACAGUACUAUAAGACAUAUUAAGCCAGUACUGCUAUCAGUAUGUGGUAAUGUUAUUCAUGUACGUCCCCCAAAAACAUUGUUUCAUAUGUAAAAAGAGAAGUUAAAAGGAGCAUAAUACUGUGAAAAAAAAUCAUUAGUGUCGUAUGUCAAUGAAGUUGUGACAUUUUAAAUUCUAUUUUUUGUGAAAUCAACCCAAAAUUUAGAAUGUCAUAACCCAGCGUUGUACUUGUUUUGUAUUUUAUUCAAUUACUUGGACUUUAACAAGAUAGAAAGAAAAAAACUUCAACGCGGUACAUUGUACGUGCCUAUAUAUUUGCAUGUGUGUGUGUGUGUGUGUGGGAGGGAGAGGAUGAGGAUGCGUGUUUGUAUGUGUGUGUUUAUUUAUUAUGCCAAUUAUUUUAGUUAUUUCUAAAUGAGUUAUUGGUUCAAAACCACUCAAUUUUAAAUUGUAGGCUCAUCGAAUGGAAAUAUGGUAUAUGAUUCUGAAGAAACUACUUUUUUAUUUAAAUAAAUCUAAAAGCGAUUUUACAUUAAUCAUAUUCGGACAGCAUUUUGUCAUAUCUAACUGAAAACUGAUAUGCACCUAACCAUCAACCCCCCCCCCCCCCCCACAAUAUGUCAUGAAUGAUACUAGCAGGAGAUGCAUGCCACUGGCUGUAGACAUUUUUCGUCACAUAAUUUACGUUCUAAAUCAAUUAAAUUAAACCAGACUCAAAUGGUUUGCUAUGUCCUUGUUUGACGAGUUUUGGCUUGAAAAUGGCUUAAAAUUUUACCUUGUUCCAACUACUACUGCUGCUGCUUCUAAUACUGCUACUACAACUGCUACACCAAUUACUAUACAAAGUCGGUCUAAUUAGUAAAUGUCGUAAAUGUAUGUUAAUGAUUUGUGGAACAUGAAAUAAAUUUUGAUAUAUUCAGAACAA